ACCCGCGGCGGUUCGGGCGUCAGAGCGGACCGAGCAAGCGUUGGCUGCCGACAUGUCGCCGGACGAGCCCGAGGAGGCCCGGCCGCUCCUGGGGCGGCCCGGCGGCAGCGCUCCGGCUCCCCGCGGCCGCCGCGUCUUCCUCGCCGCCUUCGCCGCCGCCCUGGGCCCGCUCAGCUUCGGCUACGCGCUCGGCUACAGCUCCCCGGCCAUCCCGAGCCUGCGACGCGCCGCGCCCCCGGCCCCGCGCCUGGACCCGGACGCCGCCUCCUGGUUCGGGGCCAUCGUGACCCUGGGCGCCGCCGCGGGGGGCGUGCUGGGCGGCUGGAUGCUGGACCGCGCCGGGCGCAAGCUGAGCCUCCUCCUCUGCACCGUGCCCUUCGCGGUGGGCUUCGCCGUCAUCACCGCCGCCCAGGACGUGUGGAUGCUCUUCGCCGGCCGCCUCCUCACCGGCCUGGCCUGCGGCAUCGCCUCGCUCGUGGCCCCGGUCUACAUCUCGGAGAUCGCCUACCCGGCCGUGCGGGGCCUGCUCGGCUCCUGCGUGCAGCUCAUGGUGGUCGUCGGCAUCCUCCUGGCCUACCUGGCAGGCUGGGCCCUGGAGUGGCGCUGGCUGGCCGUGCUGGGCUGCGUACCCCCCGCCUGCAUGCUGGUGCUGAUGUGCUUCAUGCCCGAGACGCCCCGCUUCCUGCUGACCCAGCACAAGCGCCAGGAGGCCGCGGCCGCCCUGCAGUUCCUCUGGGGCACCGAGCAGCUGUGGGAAGAGCCCCCCGUUGAGGCUGAGCGCCAGGGCUUCCGCCUGGCCCAGCUGAAGCAGCCGGGCGUGUACAAGCCCUUCGCCAUUGGCGUGGCCCUCAUGGCCUUCCAGCAGCUCUCGGGCAUCAACGCCGUCAUGUUCUAUGCAGAAACCAUCUUUGAGGAAGCCAAGUUCAAGGACAGCAGCCUGGCCUCGGUGGUCGUGGGCAUCAUCCAGGUGCUGUUCACGGCCUUGGCAGCCCUCAUCAUGGACCGAGCCGGCCGGAAGCUGCUGCUGGCUCUGUCAGGCGUGGUGAUGGUGUUCAGCACUGGGGCCUUCGGCGCCUACUUCAAGCUCACGCAGGGCGGCCCCAGCAACUCGUCACACGUGGCCCUGCUGGCUCCCAUCCACGAGGCAUCUGGUGACACCACCAUGGGGCUGGCCUGGCUGGCAGUGGGCAGCAUGUGCCUCUUCAUCGCUGGCUUCGCCGUGGGCUGGGGCCCCAUCCCCUGGCUCCUCAUGUCCGAGAUCUUCCCGCUGCACGUCAAGGGGGUGGCCACCGGCGUCUGCGUCCUCACCAACUGGCUCAUGGCCUUCCUGGUGACCAAAGAGUUCAGUAACCUCAUGCAAGUCCUCCAGCCCUAUGGCGCCUUCUGGCUGGCCUCCGCCUUCUGCACCCUCAGUGUCCUCUUCACCCUGUUCUGCGUCCCCGAAACCAAGGGAAGGACUUUGGAGCAAAUCACAGCUCACUUUGAGGGCCGGUGACAGCUGCUCUGGAAAGUGGCUGCCCUCCCGGCGGGGCUGGCUUUGGGCUCUGGUGGGACAGAGCCCAGCUGGGACUCCAGGCUGGCCCCCUGCUGGCCCUGAAGCUCCCGGGGAAGAGGGAUCCAGGGUGGCCGCCCCUGGGAUCCUUGUCCUGGGACUCCUCCUUCCCGCCCAGCCAACGCCACAAGGCGCCAGGCCCGUGACCACCCCCUGCCAAGAGCAGGAAGCGUGUGGGACGGCCUGGCUCAGCCUUCGCGCUGAUGCUCUGGGCCCAGUGCAGGCACCGUCUGGCCGCACUGCCGGAGGUUCCGGACACAGCUUCUCCCCCAGGCUGUGUUAUCUGGAAGGAACA
This is a messenger RNA of Sorex fumeus (smoky shrew), 1847 nucleotides long. It is a transcript of the gene SLC2A8, whose product is annotated as solute carrier family 2 member 8. The transcript is spliced from 10 exons. Gene Ontology annotation, molecular function: transmembrane transporter activity. Gene Ontology annotation, cellular component: membrane. Bases 53 to 1495 code for a protein of 480 amino acids. Gene Ontology annotation, biological process: transmembrane transport. Lineage: Eukaryota; Metazoa; Chordata; Mammalia; Eulipotyphla; Soricidae. The record is from RefSeq and is a predicted model, not a curated record.